Messenger RNA from Mercenaria mercenaria, 5645 nucleotides. Its product is annotated as acidic leucine-rich nuclear phosphoprotein 32 family member B-like. Gene Ontology annotation, molecular function: histone binding. The transcript is spliced from 8 exons. Lineage: Eukaryota; Metazoa; Mollusca; Bivalvia; Venerida; Veneridae. Gene Ontology annotation, cellular component: nucleus. The coding region runs from base 107 to 943 and encodes 278 amino acids. The record is from RefSeq and is a predicted model, not a curated record.
GCGCGGAGAGCUGAUUUUGCCUUGGUUUGCCUACAUUGAAAAAACGGUGUUGAAGUGACCCAAGCAGGAUUUCAGGGCAUAGAUUCUUAUUUUCAAGCUGAUAAAGAUGGAGAUGGCAAAGAGGAUCGAGUUGGAGAGACGGGGAAGGAAAGAGGACGAGAUUGCAGAACUCAAUCUUGACAACUGUAGAUCACAGGCAAUAGAGGGAUUGACUGAUGGUUACACAGCCCUGGAAUCACUCAGCAUCAUCAAUGUUGGACUGACUGGUCUGAAAGGGUUCCCAAAAUUACAGAAUCUAAGGAAGCUUGAAUUGAGCGACAACAGAGUUUCCUCAGGUCUCAAUAAUUUAACAGGCUGCGUGAACCUUACACAUCUUAGUCUCAGCGGAAACAAAAUCAAAGACUUUGAACCCUUAGAACCACUUAAAGACUUAGCUAACUUGAAAAGUUUAGAUUUGUUUAACUGUGAAGUAACCAAUGCUGAUGAUUACCGAGAGAAAGUGUUUGAAUUGUUACCAAAUCUAAAAUACCUCGACGGUUACGACAGAGAUGACCAAGAAGCUGAGGAUGAUGAAGACGAAGAUGGUGUAGAUGAUGAGGAAGAUUUUGACGAUGAAGAGGUAGAAGAUGAAGAAGGAGAUGAUGACGAUGAUGAUGAGGAAGGUGAGCCAGAUGAUGAUGACGAUGAUGAUGAAGAUGGUCUUGGUGAGGAUGAUGACGACGAUGAUGAUGUUGAGGAUGAAGAAGAGGAAGAUGAAGAAGGAUCAAAUUUAAAACUUUUACAACAGUCAGGUGAUUUGGAGGACGAGGAGGAUGAUGAAGAUUUUGAUGCUGAAGGUGUGGAAAAUGAGGAUGACGAUGAUGUUGAAGAUGAUGAAGAAGCAGCAGAAGAUUCAGAACAGCGAGGGACAAAAAGGAAACUUGAAGAUGAGGAAGAGUCAUGAGAAUGUUAUCCUUCAUUUCAUUGGACAAUUGUCUUACAUAGAUGACCAUUACAUCACUCUUAUCCAAUCACGGAUCGUGUUACAUCUCAUAAACUUGUUAAAUUUGUAUUUAAUAUGAGAAAGUCCAUGAUGAGAGAAGCAGUUUCAUUUGCUUGGGAAACCGAAAACCGUGAUUUCAUUGGAUGAAAAGUGCUGAAUGAAAAUGGCAACAAGUUAAUGAAUGUCAUGGAACAUUGUUCAUUCUUUGUUUUGAUUAAUUGUUAAUUGUACAUUUCAAUAUCUCAGCUUUAACGUUCUGUAAAAUCAUUUCUCUAUUGGGCAUUAACUUUCACAGGGAUUCAUAAUGAAACCAAAUCAAGGAAAAAUAGGUUUACUAUUUUAGUUCAUAAUUCAUUAUUUAAAAUCACUAAAAAGUCAUGAUAUUAAAUUUUAUGCCAUUCUGUUUGGAAAUCCAUUUAAAUUAAUGUCGGUGAAAAAUGAUUUUACAGUGUGAAUAGUGAAAGAAAAGUUCCACUUUAGAAUGGAAAUGUUAUUUUAUUAUUAUACAAGACUGAAACAUAUAUGACCUUUUAGAGAAGUAAGGAAGAGUUGUGAUCUAUUUGAAAAAUGACUUCAGAGGUCUGAGGGUUGCAGGUACUGGCAGGAAAAUUUUGUUUUUACCUUCACAGGAAUUUGGAAAAUGAAAAUUUGAUCUUGGAAAUUAUUACAGUACAUACUUGUUACAGCUCUUUUAAGAACCAAUGCAACCUUCGUUGUUAACAUUUCUCCAUAUUGACAUAUACAGAAUUGGUCAUUUUAAUGUAAGAUUAUUCAUUAGAAGGUUUGAGAAAUAAUGUUUUCUUGUCUCAUUAACCUUUAGCCUGCUGGCGGCAAGUGAUCCUGCCUUUGCGACCAGUGCAGACCAAGAUCAGCCUGCACAUCCGUGCAGUCUGAUCAUGUUCUGCACUGUUCGCUAUUCAGUCCGUAAAUUUUCAGUAAACACCCCUUUGAAUAAUAAAUGAUAUUGCCCAAACUGAAUGAUGGACCAGUCCAUUUUAGAAAUUUAGCAGGGUAAGGGUUAAACUGUGCUUCUGAAGUCUCUCAGCUGUAGAAUUUUUGCAUAUUUCAAAGAACAAAUCCAACAGCCUAUCAUUCACACCAUAGUAGGAACAGAAUUAUCCUGCCUUGGAUUUAAAUCAUAAUUAAACCUAUCUUCCCUGUUAUCUUAAAGUAGAUUAUUCCGAUAAAUUGGAUAGGAGUGUUCUACUGUAAGAAAAGGGAUGAUUGAUCUAAAUUAUGAUAUAAGAACAGUGCCUUAACAAGAAAAGUUUUAAACUCUUGGUACAAACGUGCACGAAAUUUUUAGAUAUAUAAAUGAAUUUCAGUUAACAAUUGUAUAUAGAUUUUGCUUGAAAAUUUUACACUAAUUUGUUCCUAGAAAUUUGUUAGCUGUGAAAAAGCUGUAGAGGACAUUUAGAAUUUUAGCCAGUUUUGUGUUUAAUUGUCCAGCAAAAAGGGUAUAUGCAUAUUUGUUAAAGAUCAACAUUAUUAUUAUUUGAUUGGCUGUUCCAUCGGUAAAUUAUGAAAUUUUCUAUGGUUACAGUUACGAUGUUGGUCUUUUAGAUAUGAUUGCUAGUUAUAGAUGCUUGGCUUUGUCCGAAUUAAUCAGUUUCGAUUGAACUGAAAUAUUGAAAUACCGUUACUGAGAAAUAAAUCGGUCUUUAGUCUGUCGAAAUAUUUGCUUUCAUGGAUUGAACAAAAGUAGGAUCAUGCAACAUUGUACCAUAGGUGUAUGUAUAUGUGCUAGACCACCGUAUUAAUUUGCUUAUAAGACGCAUUAUUAGGAGUCCUAUUUCCAGUUCAAAGAAGCGUGUACUACAAGAAAAUUAAAAGAAACCCCAUAUUGCAUGUCCAAUUUCGUGGGUGCGUCUUGUAAGCGAGUGCAUCUAAUAAGCAAAAAUAUACGGCAUUUCAUUGCAUUUUUCAUGUUGAAUGUUACAGGAUCUCUAGAGGUCAUUUUGGUGGUAUGACCUUGUAAAGUUUUGUGAAUACUUUGUACAAAUCACAUUAUCAUCUGUAAAUUUUACUCAUCCACUUAUGUGUAUCAGGUUUGAAUUUUACACAAACAAUACAAGGUCAAGAUUUCUCGAGCCGUGUAAGAAUUUCUUUAGUAUAUUUUUUUCAUGUAUCCCAGGUGUUAACUCAAAUCAGAAUUAAGGUAUAUAAAUACCGUACAUUUAUAAAGUAAAUAAAAUUUUACAUUGGAACUCGUAAACCUGAUUAAUUUGCAGGAAGUGCUUGACCAUGGUGAGAAGUGUUAUAUUCAUUUAAAAUCUAAUCUAGGUUAAGGCGACACAGGUAGAGUCUUUUAAAAUCUCCACUUUCUUGGUUGUACAUGUAAAAAGAAAAUUUUAUGAGACAAAUACUAAAAUUUAGGAACUGCAUUUUGAUUUUACAAGUUAAUUGUGUCGAAAAUUUUCAUUGUUUAUAACUAAUAUUUUUCUUUGAAGAUACAUCUGAAUAGUACAUAUUUUAUGUUUUUACUUAUUUAUUAUUUGAUGACAAAUUUGUCAGGCCUGCUACUGUUACUAAAACAGGUUUUUGAACAAAACUAAAUUUUGAAACCAGUCUAACAUUCUAGCAGAUGAUUGGAUAUUUUUAGGCUGAAUAUUUAAACUGACCAAUGGCAGUGAUGCAAUUGGAGACUGGACUUCAAAUUUGGAUUUAUAACCUUUGACAAAGUUUUCAGCCUUAUUUUUUCUUGUUCCACAGUGAAACUGCAAUGUUGGGCUUUGAAAUCGGGUGUUUAAGAAGACAGUUUUCUGUUUAUUAAAAAUAUAUAUUGUGGGAAAAAAGUGUUUUCAAUAAGAAAUUGGGAAUUUUAGGAUAGCAGGCCUAACACUGUAAAUUUUCAUUCACAUGGCAUGUUGAAACAUUUUCACACUGUCUCUGUAAGACUUGACCUGUAUUAUGCAAUUUUGAUUAUUUUUACACAUGUGCAUCACCAAAAUUACUGUCGGACUUGAAUGAAGUUAAAUAUGUAUUUUGUUAAGAUAUGAUUUUGAGGCAUCUGGAGUUAUAUAAUUACAGGCUAUUUAUUAACCACCAAUUGCUAUGUUUUUGAACCUAGCUUUAUAGCAAGAUAUAUAUUUAUACAGUUCCAUUGUUGCAGUUUGUACUAUGUCGUGUAUUUUCACACUUUUAUCACAUGAUAGAAUUAUGUUGUGUACUACGAUAGGUUUUUAUUUUUGCAGUCUUGGAAGUUUUUCAAAUUAAAAAUCUCUCUCUUAUGCAUAUGGGGAAGUUGGCAGUUGAUUGUGCCAGAAGUUUUUACUGGUGUAUGGAAUCCAGGGAAACUGGUUAGGUAGGCUGAACUGCCUGUCUGUUCAAAAAAGGUGUUCAACACAAUAAAAAAACAUAACAAAAAUGUAUCCUCGCAUACAUACUUAUCAUGUUUUCAUUACACAGUAUCAUGUUUUGUAAAUCAUUACAAAUGGAUAUUUUCUGUUGUGUUCGCUAAUUUGAGGUAUUGUUCAUAUUUUCCUAGUAUAUUUGUAGGAAAGUAGAAUGAUAUCUUAAUUUCAUACAGAUAACAAGGAAAAUAUUCAUUUUAUGUUGAAAAUUGAUGGUAAGCUAUUAAUGCAGAUGUGACUACAGGUUUUUCACGAAGCUAGCUUUGAGUGGAGAUGUCAUUUUGACAGGGGCCUCUGGAAAAUUGGAAUUGUGAGAAAAGAGGGCAUAAGGUCGUCACCAUGUUUUCAUUUAACAGCAUUAAUAGAGAAAUAUAACAAAUCAGUGUUUGCAAAUCAAGGGCUCAGAGUGCAACUAGUCUAAGUGUAUAUAGAAGUAGAAGCAGAUAGACUAGUUUUGCUCUGAGCAUUUGAAAUGCGAGAUGUCAAAAUUCAGGGCUGGCAAAAUGAAAACUAGAUGUUUGACAUGUGUUGCGUGUCUGAUUGUGGACUUUGAUAUAAUGUUUUGUAAGUAAAGUCGUCGACUGUAGUCCGAGAUGCUCUGAAAACUCAGUCUUGGGUGUGUGGCUAUGGACUUCCAUAUUAAGUUUUAAAGGUCAUAUUGUCAACUGUUGUCCGAGAAGCUCUGAAAACUGUUUAUGUCUUACCUAGCACUUGUGUUUAUUUUUGGGGGUGUGGCUAUGAACUUUUGUGUGAGGUUUUGAAAGUCAAGUAGUCGACUAGUCCGAGAAGCUCUGAAAACUUGUUCAUGACCCCUCUCUUGGGUGGUGGCUAUGGACUUCCAUAUUAAGUUUUGAAGGUCACAUUGUCAACUGUUGUCCGAGAAGCUCAGAAAAUGAUGCGGCUAUGGACUUUUGUGUGAGGUUUUGAAAGUUGAGUAUUUGACUUUGACGAAAAUGGGUUGAUAGUUGUUUUUGGCCACCUUGGGGUUAAAUAUAUCUUAUUUCAGGGAGUGUUGUUAAUGACUGAUGCGAGGUUUAGAAAGUAAAGUAAUCGACUCGUCAUUAUAGAAAUUUAUCAGGGUAAGGGUUAAGGAUAACCCUAUGCCAUUUUGUCAUGAUCAGUACAAGCUUUACUCCUUGAUACUUGUCAAAUUUUGACCACAUACAAUCUAAACUGUUCAUUACUUACCUUUACAGAGAUUUCAGUUGACUGCCAACUUUGUUACAGGUAUCAUGUAAAAAUAUUUGUCCAAUCUUUGUAUGUCUGCAGUUGUAUAAUUUUAGAUGCAAAUAAAAGUUUUAAAUAUGUAA